Girardinichthys multiradiatus is the source of this 18039-nucleotide messenger RNA. RefSeq names its product obscurin, cytoskeletal calmodulin and titin-interacting RhoGEF a (gene obscna). Gene Ontology annotation, biological process: protein phosphorylation. NCBI's taxonomy places the organism in Eukaryota, Metazoa, Chordata, Actinopteri, Cyprinodontiformes, Goodeidae. Gene Ontology annotation, molecular function: guanyl-nucleotide exchange factor activity; ATP binding; protein kinase activity. The coding region runs from base 1 to 18039 and encodes 6012 amino acids. The transcript is spliced from 77 exons. The record is from RefSeq and is a predicted model, not a curated record.
AUGGGGGACAUUAAAACGGGAGGAAUAAUUGCAGCUGCAAUGAACCGUCUGAAAGUGGUAAAGGGUUUGGAGGAUAUGGAGAUGUCAGAGUGUGAGAGCUGCUCCUUUGAAGUGACUCUCAACUUGGCUUACAUAGAAGCCAUCUGGACCAGGGAUGGGAUGCAGGUUAAGUCGAAGCCAAGUUGUCGCAUCAGCACACACGGGAAGAAACACUCGCUCAUCCUGAACCGGGUGGCGUUGGGAGAUGCUGGUUUAUACUGUUUCCAAGCCAGUGAGGUUCAGACCUCAGGGAGGCUCAUUGUCAGAGCUAGAGACAUACACAUUGUGAAGGAGCUGGAGGAUGUGGAAACGCUUGAGCGUCAACCCGUCAGCUUUUUAUGCGAAGUCGAUCAGGUGGAUGUGGAUGGUCGGUGGUAUCGUGAUGACUGCAGAAUCCGACCUGGAGACAACGUCAAGAUAAGACACCAGGGUAAAAUGCAUGCCUUGCUCUUCAAGUCGGUCAGACCAGAACACGCAGGUGAGAUCAGAUUCACUGCAGAGCGAGUUUCAUCUUACGCCACUCUCACAGUAAAAGAGCUCCCAGUUCAAAUAAUUCGACCUCUUAGGGUCAAAAUCGCCAUGUAUCGCCACAGAGGUUUGCUGGAGUGCCAAGUGUCGAGGCCUAACGCUCAGGUCAGAUGGUACAAGAACGGAAAGGAGCUAGUGUCCAGCAAGAAGCAUCAGCUAAUCAGCCAGGAUGUCUACAGGCAGCUGACCAUCGAAGAUGUUCGCUCCUCAGAUGAAGACACCUACACAUGUGAUGCAGGGGAUGACAAAACAUCAUGUCAGCUUCUAGUAGAAGAGCAGGCCAUCAGCAUAGUACGGGGGAUGAAAUCCAUGGAGGUGAUGGAGCCAAAGCCAGCACUAUUCCAGGUAGAAACCAGUCUAAAGUCUGGGAGGCCCCCGAAGUGGACCCUGAAUGGUGUUGUCCUGGACCACUCUGCAGGAGUGAACAUUGACAGGCAGGGGAAUCUCCACAGUCUCUGUUUCACAAGCACAGACAGCUCCAUGUCAGGGCCUGUGGUUUUUGUGGCUGGGAAGAGCCGUUCCACCGCUCAGCUUACCGUGAAGGAGCGACCUCUUGAGGUUGUUCACCACUUAGAUGAUGUGGAGGCAAAGGAGAGUAGCUCUGUGAAUCUGAGCUGUGAGUUUGCCCCGUCUCCCCGGGUGGUUUGGUGGUUUAAAGGUCGCACUCCUCUGAAGGUCUCAAACAAGUACACCAUGAAGAGAGAGGGGAAGCGAGCAGAGCUGCUCAUUCAUGGCCUGACAGGAAUGGAUGCGGGACUGUACCGUUGCAUGGCUGGAGGUUCACAAAGCACUGCACAGGUCAAGGUUGAAGUGAAAACACUGAAGCUUGUCAAACAUCUUGAGCCUGUCGACACUGAGGAAGAUGGCAUUGCUACUUUUUUAUGUGAGCUCAACUAUGUUGUUGCCAAUGCUGAGUGGCUGCUUAACAACAUCCGCCUCCGUUCUAUCGCCAUCAACCGAAUCCAGCACAUGGGCACAAUGCACAGCCUCAUGAUGCAAAAGCUUAGACCACAGGAGAGCAGGAUCACAUUUAAAGCAGGCCUUCUCACUGAGACAACCAUCUUAAAGGUCAAAGAGCGCCCAGCAGUGUUUCUCAGGUCUUUGGAGGAUGUGGUUGGAGAGGAGCAAGGGGAAGUUUGUCUGCAGUGUGAAAUCUCCAAAGAUUCUGUAACACCUGUUUGGAGGAAGGAUGGUACUGUUCUGACACCUGAUGAUAAACAUGAGUUUGUGCAGUGUGGAAAGUCCAGGGCACUGAUCGUCCACUCACUGAGCAAGGAAGAUGCUGGACAAUACACAUGUGACCUGGGCACCAGCCAGUCCAAGGCUAAAGUUACAGUCCAUGAUCUACAUAUUACCAUUGUCCAGCGGAUAAAGACAGCUUCUGUUCUGGAGGGUGAAAACUGUGCUUUUGAGUGCCAUCUCUCUCAUGGUCUGGAUGAUGAACCCGUUUGGACCAUCAAUGGUCAGGUGGUGGUUUCCAACAGCCGCGUUCAGCUUGUCAACAACAGGCACAUCUAUAAGAUGACAAUUAAAGACGUUGUCCUUGCUGAUGCUGGUGACGUGGUCUUCACAAUUAAAGACCUGAGUUGUAGGACCAUGUUAUUUGUGAAAGAAAAGCCUGUGCACAUCUUCAGGGACCUUCUGAGUGUGAAGGCUGUGCCUGGGGAGGACGCUGAGCUGAGCUGCGAAAUCACCAAACCAGAAGUCACCAUUCGUUGGAUGAAAAAUGGACAUCCCAUUAGGCAGAGCCACAAGUAUGAGAUGAGCAUGGAGAAGAACCUGGCACGCCUGGUGAUCAAGAAUGCCUCAAUCAGAGACUCUGGUGAAUACUGCUGCGAGGCUGAUGGUGUCGCAUCCCGAGCCAAGGUGGAGAUCCGAGCAGCUUCCCUUAAGAGCUCCAAAGCUCCAUACAGCGAGCCAAUACACAGCCCCAUUCCAAGCCCCCUCGCCGCCUCUCGUCUCCCACCACACAGCAAGGCAACAACCUCAGCUUCCCGGUGUCCGACCUCAAUGGUGUUCGACCUCUUAAAGGAAGAACUUCUGCACACUUUUGCAAGAGAGCUAAGAGACACCCAAGGAGAAGAAAACGGUAAAGUGACACUGGAGUGUGAGACCAGGCGGCCCGCCAAGCACGUAACAUGGCUAAAGGGCAUGGUGGAGCUUAGAUCCGGGAAGAAGUAUGUCAUCAAGCAGAAGGGAGUGGUUCUAUCCCUAACCAUCACCUGUCUGGAGACAACAGACAUGGAUAUUUAUGUGUGUGAUGUUGGUACCAUGCAGAGCCGGGCAUAUGUGACUGUGCAGGGUCAGAAAGUGACAAUCUUGGAUGAAUUAGAGGAUGUGGAGUGUCUUGAAGGUGACACAGUAACAUUCAGGUGUCGAAUGUGUCCCGAUGAUUACUUGGGGGUCAAGUGGUAUCUGGAUGAGACUCUGCUUUAUACCAACGAGCUUAAUGAGAUCCAGAUGGUACCAGGAGGCUCCCACACCCUCACAUUUAGACAGCUUGCCCGUAAAGACACUGGCACUAUUUCGUUUGUAGCAGGGGACAAAAGAUCCUAUGCCUCACUGCUAGUUAGAGAAAGGCGUCCCACCAUCAUCAAAGCACUGGAGGAUUGUGAGGCUUUUGAGGGAGGUGGCUUAGUUUUGUCUUGUGCGACUUCCAAACCAUGUCACAUCUUGUGGUACAAAGAUGGCUGCCUGAUGUGGCACUCCUCCAGAUACUUCACCAGUCAUUCUGGCUGUGAAGCACGUCUGACUAUUCGAGAGGUCAGCAACAGCGAUGCUGGACUGUACGAGUGCAGCGCUGGAUCUGUUACAACCAUGGCUGUUGUCACUGUUAAAGCCAUACCAGCAGAGUUCACCAAGCCUCUGACUGCUGUGGAGGCCAAAGAAGGAGAAGUUGUUACUUUAACCUGUGAAUACUCUUUACCUGGAGUCCAGUUUCAUUGGAGGAAAGGUUUUGAGAAUAUUAGGUCUGGGGAUAAGUAUGUCAUGAAACAGAAGAAGACCAUCGUCUCUCUUACCAUCAAAGCACUUGUGCCUGAGGACACAGGAGAGUACACGUGCCUGUGCAGACAACACCAGACGACAGCCAGUCUCAAUGUGCAUGCAAUUCCCAUUACAUUCAUUCAGCAACUGAAGAACCUGCAAGCUGAGGAGGGCAGCAGUGUGAUAUUGCGCUGUGAAAUUUCUAAACCUGGAAUACCAGUAGAGUGGAGGAAGGAGCACGAGCUGCUGAGGAACGGCAUCAAAUUCCAGAUGAGGAGAAGGGAGAACACCAUGGAGCUCCUGAUAUGGAAACCUGCACCUGAGGACAGUGGGGUCUACAGCUGUGUGUGCGCUGAUCAGAUAACAUCUGCCACGGUCAAGAUCACCGCUCUGCCAGUCACCUUCAAGCAGAAGCUGAGGAAUGUGUUGAUUGAGGAGGGCAACACCGCUACAUUUCGCUGCGAACUCUCCAAGCCUGGUCAAACUGUAGGGUGGAGAAGAAGUCGCCACGGGGACAUCAGAAACGGAGAAAAGUUUCAUGUCCGUCAGAGAGACACACUAAUUGAACUCAGGGUCAUUGAUGUGACCCCUGAAGACAGUGAUAUCUACAUUUGCAUGUGUGGAGACAUUGAGACAACAGCCACUCUGACUGUGAAUGCCAUUCCUGUAACCUUCAAGCAAAAGCUGAAGAACCAGCAAGUGGAGGAAGGACACAACAUCACACUGCAUUGUGAGAUUUCCAAAGCUGGUGUCCCAGUAGAGUGGAGGCUUGGAGGAGAGCUGUUGGAGAAUGGAGACAAGUACCAGAUAAAGCAGAGGGACUCCAUCCUGGAACUGACCAUCAGAGAUGCUGAGCCAGAAGACAGCGGUGUCUACAUCUGUGUGUGCAGAGGGCAGAAGACUAAGGCCACUGUAAAAGUUAUCGCCGUCCCUGCCACAUUUAAAUUGAGUUUGAAGAGCCAGGAAGUGGAAGAGGGGAAUAGUGUGACCUUACAUUGUGAGCUGUCAAAGAAAGGAGUCCCGCUUCAGUGGCUGAAGGACGGUCAGGUGCUGUCUGAAGAGUUAAGCUGUGACAAAUACCAGAUAAAGGUAGAAGGAAAGAAAGUUUUGAUGACUAUUUUCAACGUGCAACCAGAUGACACUGGGAAGUACAGUUGCAUCACUGGAGAAGAGAAAACCACAGCGGAAGUCAGAGUCAAACCACUUCCUGUCACAUUCAAACGAGAGCUCCAGCGCCUGAUAGUCAAAGAAGGAGACUGUGGAGUUUUCUGCUGCGAGCUCUCCAAACCUGAAGCUCCUCUAGAGUGGAGGAAAGGCAGAGUUGUCCUGAAGUCUGGAGAGAAAUAUGAAAUGAAACAGGAGGGCUGUCUAACUAAACUGAUCAUCAACAACGUGGAUGAGAGCGAUGCUGGAAAAUACACCUGCAAGACUAAACACAGCCAAUCUACUGCUGAGCUCACAGUCCGAGAUCUCCCUCCAAGUUUCAAGUUGCCGUUAGUUAACCAGGAGGUCACUGAGGGCAACGCUGUGGCUCUGCUCUGUGAACUCAACAAGCCCGCUCCUUCAGUGCAGUGGAGGAAAGGAGGAGAGCUGCUCAAGAAUGGAGACAAGUAUCAGAUGAGGAAGAAAGAUCUGCAGGUGGAAAUGAAGAUCAGUGACGUCACUGUGGAGGACUCUGGAGAUUACACUUGUAUAUGUGGGAAAGAGAGAACAACAGCUCAGAUCACAGUGAAUGAGAGACCCAUUAAAUUCAUCCAGGAUCUGAAGAAUAUUCAAGUACAGGAGGGUAAUGGAGUGGCACUCUGUUGUGAGCUCUCCAAACCAGGCUUCCUGGUACAAUGGAAGAAGGAGGACAUUGAGCUGAACAGUGGGGAGAAAUACCAGAUCAGGCAAAGUGGCUCCAGGCUAGAACUUCUCAUUAGGAAAAGCCUCCCCGAGGACAGCGGUUCUUACAGUUGUAUUUGUGAUGACGUUAAAACUACAGCAAGUGUUGCAAUUACUGCAAUUCCAGUAACUUUCAAGCAGAAACUUAAGAACCAGGAGGCAGUGGAGGAUGGUUGCUUGGCAUUACGCUGUGAGCUUUCCAAACCUGGAAAGGCAGUAGAGUGGAGGAAAGAUGCUCAACUACUGAAGGAUGGAGAAAAAUACCAGAUAAAGCAAGAGGGCCGAGUGGCUGAGAUGCUGAUUAGAAAUGUUACUCUUGCAGAUGCAGGAGAAUACAGCUGUUCUGCUGGGAGUGCUGUGACUUCAGCUGACAUCAAAGUUAGAGCUCUUCCUGUAACAUUCAAGAAAGAAGUUGAGAAUUUGGAGGUAAAGGAAGGAGACAGUGCUGCUUUCUGUUGUGAGCUCUCCAAACCUGGAGCUCCUGUCGACUGGAGAAAAGGCAGAGUCAUCCUGAAAGCCGGUUACAAAUAUGAGAUGAAACAAGACAGAGGGCUCACCAAACUGAUCAUCAACAACGUGGAUGAGAGCGAUGCUGGCAAAUACACCUGCAAAACAGAGGACAGUCAAUCGACUGCUGAACUCACAGUCAGAGCUCCGCCUGUCACAUUCAAAACAAAGCUAAGGAACCAGCAGCUGGAGGAAGAAAACAGCCUGACGCUGAACUGCGAGGUGUCAAAGCCUGGCCUCUCUGUGGACUGGAUGAAAGGGAAAGAGCUGCUGAAGAGUGAUUUCAAGUACCAGAUAAAAAAUCGUAACAGCAUCAUGGAGCUGACCAUUAAAAACGCCCAACUGGAGGACAGUGGACUCUACAGUUGUAUCUGUGGAGACGUCAAGACCACAGCACAUGUCACAAUUACUCCCAUCCCUCUAACAUUUAAAAUGGGCCUGAAGAACCAGGAGGCCCCUGAGGGAGGGAAUGUGUGUCUGCGCUGUGAGCUGUCCCGGGCCGGAGUCCCCGUGCAGUGGUGGAAAGGGGAGGACCAGCUCUGCCACAGAGGGAGAUUCCAAAUGACACAGAAAGGGAAGAUAGCAGAGAUGACCAUCAAAAACAUACAACCAGAGGAUGUUGGAGAAUACAGCUGCGUCUUCGGGGGUCAGAAGACAACAGCUGAAGUGAAUGUGAGAGCUGCAGCAUCUGUAUACUUUGAGAAGGAACUAGAGAGCCAAGUGGUUACGGAGGGGAAGUCUGUGCUGAUGUCCUGCGAGGUUUCUAGUGCUAAUGUUCCUGUCACUUGGAAGAAAGACAGCAACGUGGUAGAAGACGGAGCGCAUUACGUAGUGAAGAAAAAAGGCCCCUUGCACACUCUGGAGAUUAAGAAAUUGCAACUGGCGGAUGCUGGAGAGUACUGCUGCAUCACCAGAGGCAAGAAGACCACUGCCAAACUGAUUGUCAGGGAGCGUGUCAGGAUUGUUAAAGAGCUGCAGGACCUAACUGUGACAGCGGGAGAGGACGCUGUGUUUGUGUGCGAGCUGAGCCAUGCAGAAGUGAGUGAGGGGGUCUGGUGGCUUGGUUCGAGCCCCCUGCAGAAGAAUGAGAUGAACCAGAUGACUUCCCAGGGUCGCCAGCACCGCCUGGUCCUCACCAUGACCACACCGGAGGAGACGGGAAAUGUAGCAUUUGUGGUUGGGGAACAGAGGACCUCUGCACAACUGCUUGUUGUCCCUAAGCCCAAAGUUUUAUUUGAGGAGAAACCCAAAGACACGGUGGUCAUAGAAGGAGAGACGGCUAUCUUGUCCUGUGCUACAUCUGACUGCACCACCUUGGUCACCUGGAAGCGCAACCACAUCCCACUUCGACGUGGAGAUAAAUAUGAGAUGCGUAAGGAGGGUAAAGUCAACCUGCUGCUUAUCCAUGAUGUGGAGCCCCAGGAUACUGGCAUGUACUCCUGUGAUACAGGAGAUGUGCAGUGCAGUGCCAAACUUACUGUAACAGAACUUCCUCCAUUCUUUCAAGAAGAGCUGCAAAGUGUGGAAGCUGAAGAAGGAGACUCGGCCUGCCUCUACUGUGAGCUGUCUAAACUAGGAGUGCCGAUUCAGUGGAAAAAGGACAGGCUGCUUAUAAGAGCCAGCAGAAAGUAUGAGAUGAGACAGGAUGGCUGCUUUCUCCAGCUUUACAUCAAGGAGCUCAAGCUUGAGGACAGCGGCAGCUACUCAUGUCAAGCUGGACCUGCAGAGACAACAGCAACAGUAUCUGUAAAAGAACAACCAGUUUUCUUCUUGAAAGAAUUGCAAAAUAUGGACAGUGAGGAAGGAGGUACCAUCUCUCUGUGCUGUGAACUUUCCAAACCUAAUGUUCCUGUGCAUUGGAAGAAAAACAAACUGCCGAUGAGAGCCAGCAGGAAGUAUGAAUUCAGGCAAGAAGGCUCCAUCGUUCAGCUUCAUAUCAAAGAUCUGAAACCUGAGGACACCGGCAGCUACUCAUGUCAAGCAGGGAGUGCACAGACAACUGCAACCGUGUCUGUAAGAGAGACACCCCCAUUCUUCAAGAAAGAAUUAAGAAGUUUGGAGGCUGAGGAAGGAGGUGCAGCCUUCCUGGAGUGUGAGCUAUCUAAACCAGGGGUACCUGGACAGUGGAAGAAGAAUGGACUGCCUCUUAGAGCCGGCAGGAAGUAUGAGAUGAAACAAGAUGGCUGCCUACUCCAGCUCCACAUCAGUGAGCUCAAACCUGAAGACAGUGGCAGCUACACAUGUCAGGCAGGAAGCACAGAGACAACUGCUAAUGUGACAGUCAAAGCUUUUUUCAAGAAAGAUCUGCAGAACAUAAAGGUGGAUGAAGGAGAUACUGCUUCACUUUUCUGUGAGGUUUCUAAAUCUGGAGUGUCUGUUCAGUGGAAGAAGAACAAGGUGCUUCUGAGAGCCAAUAGGAAGUAUGAGAUGAAGCAGCAGGACUACCUCCUACAGCUUAACAUCAAGGAGGUCAAACCAGAGGACAGUGGUUGCUACACUUGCCAAGUCAGAGGAGCAGAGACCAGCGCCACGGUCUCUGUCAAAGAGCUCCCGCUGUUCUUCAAGGAGAAUUUGAAAAAUGUGACCAUUGAGGAGGGAGGUACAGUCUCCCUGUGCUGUGAGGUAUCUAAGUCUGUGCUAGUAGUACAUUGGAAGAAGAACAGGCUGCCACUGAGAGCAAACAGGAAGUAUGAGAUGAAGCAUGAUGGCUGUUUCCUCCAGCUUUGCAUCAAGGAUCUCACACCUGAAGACAGCGGCAGCUACUCAUGUGAAGUUGGAGCUACAGGGACCACUGCAACUGUGACGGUGAAAGAGCUUCCUCCAUUCUUCAAGAAACAUCUUGUAAAUGUGGAGGUGGAGGAAGGUGGAGCAGCGUCUUUGUGCUGCGAAGUGUCCAAACCUGGAGCCUCUGGCCAGUGGAAGAAAAACAAGAUGCUACUAAGAGCCAGCAAGAAGUAUGAGAUGAAGCAGGAAAGCUGCCUCAUUCAGCUUCACAUUAAUGAUGUCAAACCUGAAGACAGCGGCAGCUACUCAUGUCAAGCUGGACCUGCAGAGACAACUGCAACAGUAUCUGUGAAAGAACUUCCAUUAUUCUUCAUGAAAGAGUUGCAAAAUAUGAACGCUGAGGUGGGAGGGAUGAUCUCCAUGCGCUGUGAACUUUCCAAAUCUGGGGUUUCAGUGCUGUGGAAGAAAAACAAACUGCCGCUGAGAGCCAGCAGGAAACAUGAGAUGAAACAAGAUGGUGGCCUCUAUCAGCUUAACAUCAAAGACCUCCAACCUGAGGACAGUGGCAGCUAUACAUGUCACGCAGGAAGUGCAGAAAGUACUGCAAAUGUGGCAGUUCAAGAGCUUGCUACAUUAUUCAUCAAAGAAUUAAAAAGUGUAGAGGCUGAGGUUGGUAGAGCAGCCUCUAUGUCCUGUGAAUUAUCCAAACCUGGGGUUUCUGUACAAUGGAGGAAGGAUAAUCUGCCUCUGAGAGCCAGCGAGAAGUACGAGAUGAAACAGGACAGCCAUUUCCUGCAGCUUAACAUCAAGGAGCUUAAUUCAGAGGAUAGUGGUAGCUACUCUUGUCAUGUUGGAAAUGCAGAAACAUCUGCAACAGUACGAAUCAAAGCACCAGAACUAGUUCCACCAGAGGCAAAAUCUAGAACAGCACUGGAGCAGGUGAAAAGUGCUGUCUCUACACCAGCUCCUGCUUCAGAGAAUGAAAGGCCUGAUCUUCUUCCACAGGCCAACUCGGUUCCCCCAGAGCCCAAAAAGAGGACUCACAGGAAAGCAUCUAUUACUACUUUACAAAAAAGCACAGAGCGAGUUUUCGACCUGAAGGUGUCUGUGCAGAAUGACAAUAAUGAAGUCCAAAGGGCCGUCCAAGAUGCAGGGGCUACAAAAACACCCUUUGAUGUUACACAGAAUGGAACAAAAGUGGAGAUUAGUGAAGAGAAAGAGAUUAAGCUAGCUGAACCAUCAGAGGAUCAUAAGUUUGGCAGGAGGGUUGAAGAGCCAGCUUCACCUUUGGGUACAGAAAAUGAUUUAUUGGAGAAGAGACAACUGGAAUGGAAUGAAAGAAAUUUUGUGAAAGACGGCCUUGAAGUAAAUCAUCCAGAAAGGCUUGUGGACAGCAAAGGGGUUGAACUGAAAGAGACAGAAAAGGGAUGUGAAAUUGAAACUAGAUUAAGACAACAAGUAAAAUCAUCAGAAGAAACAAAUGAAGUUAAUGAGAAGAUAACUCAAAAUGCAACAACAAUUUGGAGAAUCAGUGAGGAUGAAAAACAUGUACAAGAGAAGCUUAAUGGGAAAGAAAUAACCAACACAGAUGCUAAACCUUCAGGAAACAAAAGCGAAGUAGGAGAAACAGAAGAGGAGCCUUUGAAGCCACCAGUGAGAUCUAAGCCAAAGGUAGCAUAUGGAGAGCAACCAGUCAAGUCUGUUUCAAAACAAACACAGGAUGCAAUUCCUCAACUAAUCAAGACUUUUCCAAAAGAUUUUGAAGACCAUCAAGAGAGAAAAAAUGGGCAAGUGGAGAAGGUAUUCACCCAAAAACCCAGAGCAAAUCAGCUUGAGAAGCAAUCAAUAGGAGAGCCAGAAACAGAAGAUGAAAAAAUCCCUCAUUUUGCCUCCCCAAAACCACCUGGAAGGAGAAAGAGCAAAGUAAAAAUAGGAAUAGAAAAACAAAUUUCAAGGGACACAGAGACAGAUCAAGAUGAUGUACAGCCAAAAACGCCAUUGAAGAAAGACGGUGAAGAGAUUUCAAGACUGGAAAGAAACAAGUCCAUCACAACAGAUAGUGAAACAGAAGAUAAACUUAAGCAACCAGUAAAACAACGAGUAAAAGCAAUUAAGAAAGAACCUGGACUAGAUAAGGAAAUUAAACUGGCUGUUGAGCCAAUGAGAAGAGUGGAGAAAACACAACCAAUACAGAUGGGUGAAGACAUUCCUCUGCUUUACAUUUCCGAAGAAGAAACUUUUUCAGAGGCCUUAACUGAGCCUCCUCCUAACCACCUCCAACCUGCUGUUACUGUGGGAAACACAGGACAGCUGCUUAUCCAGGAGACACAACCACCAGCACCUUGUCCCCUGCAGACUGACAUCAACAUAGAGGAUGAAUCCCAAAUGAAAGAGGCAGUCGUUAAGAUCCAGGCUGCAUUCAAAGGCUACAAAGCUCGCAAAGAGAUGCGACCGAUCUUCAAAGAGGUGUUCAAGAACCAGAAUGCAGAUCUUCAGGGUACACUUAUGUUGAAAUGUGUUGUGGAUGGAAGACCCAGCACUGUGCGCUGGCUGAAAAAUGGCCAACAACUUAUAAAUGAUCCUCGAUGCAGGAUUGAAACUGCAGAAAAUGGAGAAUGCAGACUUGUGGUUAAAUACUUGCACAACAGCGACAGUGGAAUUUAUACUUGUGAAGCGGUGAAUAGGUUUGGUGUGACCUCUUACAAUGGAAACAUAACUGUAGUGAAACCUGUUCUUGCAGCCCAGAAGCCUAUACACCCACCACUUGCAGCCAUAACUCCUUUGCAGCUUGCUCCACAAAAGCCUGAAGCCCAGGACAUGACACAGACUCAAAAUCUAAUUCAGUGUCAAGCACAGCCAGCUCCAUGUACAGAUGAUAAAAAUUAUGUAGAAAGUGUGAGUGUUUCUCUAUGGGAUGCCUACAUCCUGACAGAACAGGACAAUCAGACAUGCCUGCAAGAGAGAAGAAGGUCUUCACUCCUUGCUGUUAGCUCCUUGUCAAGUCCUUCAGAGUAUGACACAGCCCCAGAUGUGAUGGAACCUGUUGAGACUGUUCCAGUAACGUCAAGGGAAGUAUCAAAACCAGCUGACACGAUACAAUCGAAGGAUAACAACGAAGAAACAGCUGCUCUGAAAGCUCCUAAGAAACUGUUGGAUGUUAAAGGACCUCAUGAGAUUAAACUAAGAACACCAUCUCCAAAGCACCAUCGAUCCCACACACCUUUAACUAGUAAUGUGUCUGGAUCUGAGUCAGAGGGCGAAGAGGACAGACGAGAGACAUGUGAAAUAUACGUAGCUCGAGCUGACUGCAGUCCUAAUAUUGGAAGUAAGGACAGUUUUAUCCUUAAAGAGGGUCAGUUUGUGGAGGUCCUGGACUCUGUUCAUCCUGACAGAUGGUUGGUGAGGACCAAACCAACCAAAACCAACCCCUCUCGACAGGGAUGGCUGUGUCCUGCCUAUCUGGAAAAGAAGAGAAACGAAAUCUUCCCACAAAGGAGAGUUGCUCAAGAGGAUCUCGAUGGAAUUGGGUCUACAGGGGAAGAGUACAGGAGAGUGCUGAGUCAGCUGAUCCAAGGCUUGAUUGAUGGAGAAGAGGAGUUUGUAAAGGCAAUGAAGAUGUUCAUCUCUGACCAGCUUAAUCGUCUGGAUUGUAGCCACCACAUCCCCAUUAACAUCCUCAACCAGAAAGAGAUCAUCUUCAGGAACAUCAAAGAUAUUGUUGGUUUACAUGAACGUUCCAUCCUUCCUGGUCUAAGAGAGUGCGCCACAGAUGAUGAUGUUGCCAUGUAUCUAAUCAAGCAUGCUGAACAUUUUGAGAAGUAUCUUCACUACAUGGUGGGGCAAUCGCAAGCGGAGGCCUGCAUCAGUGAGAAGGCUGUUCAGCAAUACUUCAAAGAGGUAACAGCACCUGAGAAGCCUGGCGACGCCCCAGUCAUAGAUGUCCUUACUUUCCUGCAGCAACCAGUAGAGAGGAUUCAAACUUACCAGGCUUUACUGAAGGAGCUGAUCAAGAACAAAGCUAAAAGUGGCCAGAGUUGCUACCUGUUGGAGGACGCCUUCUCUGUAGUGUCCUGCUUGCCCUGGAGGUCAGACAACCUGCAUCGUGUGUCCCUGAUUGAAAACUAUCCAGCUCCUCUUACUGCCUUGGGUGAGCCUGUGCGACAGGGAGUCUUUACGGUGUGGGAAUCUCCAGAAAUGAAAACAACCUCUAGAGGGCAUCAGAGACAAGUGUUUCUCUUUAAGGAAUGUAUUGUAUUGUGCAAGGUGAAGAAAGACACCAGCAUGAAUCGUGACACAUACAGCUUUAAGAACAAAAUGAAGCUGAAUGAUGUGGAAAUAAAGGAAGCUGUAGGUGGAGAGGACAGGUCCUGGGGCUUGUGGCAUGAGCACAGAGGCUCUAUACGCCGUUACACUUUACAGAGCAACUCCACACUGGUUAAACUGUCCUGGCUGAAAGACCUGAAGGAGCUGCAGCACCGCUCCAGCCUCAGCAAUAACUGCCCCCCAGUGUUUGAGUCACUGCUUUGUGACUGCUCAGCACAAAUUGGACAGACAAUCAAACUGACCUGCAGAGUGUCAGGAUUUCCAAAACCGGUAGUCAGCUGGAUCAAAGAUGGUCUUUCUUUGGAGGAUGACCCACGUCACAUUAUUGCAGCUGAUCGGACAGGAACAUGCAGUCUUGUCUUGGACUGCCUCACUGCAGAGGACUCUGGUCAGUACGUGUGCUAUGCGACCAACUCCAUAGGCAGUGCCGGCACUCUGGCUAAGGUGGUGGUACAAGCUCCGCCCAGAUUCGUGAGCAGGCUAGAAAGUGUUUGCCUGAUUGAAGGCGAGGAGAUCCAGUUUUUAUGUUCCACUCUCACCACCCCUUUACCAAGAAUCAGGUGGUUUAAAGAUGGCCGAGAGCUGACUGACAGCAAUACAUAUUCCAUUGUGAAUGAUGCCCGGAGUGGAAUCUUGUCUCUCACAGUUAUCAGGGCAACAGAGGCAGAUAUUGGACAGUAUGAGUGUGAGCUCUGGAAUGAACUUGGCUGUAUCAAGUGCAAAGCAGGUCUUUGUCCUGCCUUUGUACCACCGGUUGACAUUGAGAGUGACCAACCACAGGACUUACCUGCUAAAGAAGCUGACUCGGAGGCCUGGUCCACUGCCUUUGUUAAGAAAUGGCUGCAGACAGAUUUCAGCCUCACUUCCAUUGCCAAGAUACCAUUUCCCCCUGGAUCCUCUGAGCAAUGUAGUACUGUCAUAGAUGUUCACCCUUCUGCACUGGAUCAAGGAAUACAGCAGCCUUCGUGUUAUCUGGAGGAAGAAGAGGAGAUCUACAUUUCUGAGCCCUUGCAUGAAAUCACAGAUGCCCCUCCUUCCAUCCAGGUGCCUGCUGAGGAUCUGUGUGUAGAGCCAGGCCAACCAGCAACAUUCACAGCCAUCAUCACAGGAAGGCCCACUCCUAAGAUACAAUGGUACAAGGAUAGGGACAACCUUGCAGUCAACGAAAAUGUCAAGAUAGUCCAACAUGGUGCUCGCUGCUGCCUCACCAUACUGUGCCCUGAAGGAGAGGACAGUGGCAUAUACACCUGCUUCGCUCACAAUGACUCCGGCCAUGCCUCCUGUGAAGCUCAGUUAACAGUCGAGGAAGGUCUGCUUGAUUCUCAGGAGAGAGAGCUGGAGCUGGGGAAGAGAAGAAAGUUAUUCUCAGUCUAUGAUGUCCAUGAGGAAAUCGGAAGGGGGACAUUUGGGGUGGUGAAGCGUGUCAUUCACAGAAGAACAGGCGAAGUGUUUGGCGCCAAGUUUCUGCCUCUGCGGACUAGCUCUCGGACCAGGGCCUUCCAGGAGAGAGAUCUUCUUUCUCGUCUCGCUCACCCCAGAGUGGCCUGUCUGCUGGACUUCUUUUGCACCCGGCGCACCCUGGUGUUAAUCACAGAAAUCUGCUGUUCUCAUGGACUUCUGGACCAUUUGUUAAUGAGAGGAUGUGUCUCAGAAAAUGAAGUUCAGUCAUAUGUCCAACAAAUUCUGGAAGGGGUUGGUCAUAUUCACAGUAUGAACAUCAUGCAUCUGGAUAUCAAACCUGAAAAUAUUUUGAUGGUGUAUCCGCCAAGAGAUGAGAUCAAGAUUUGUGAUUUUGGCUUCUGCCAGGAAGUAGACACAUCCCGACAUCAGUACAGUAUGUUUGGUACACCGGAGUUUGUUGCACCUGAGAUUGUACACCAGGAACCCGUCACUGUGGCCACUGAUAUUUGGGCUGUCGGCGUCAUAGCAUUUCUGUGCCUGGUUUGCCGGUGCCCUUUUGUGGGCGAGACUGACCGUGCAACGUUGCUGAGGGUGGGAGAGGCCACUUUAAACUGGGACGCCCCGGAUGUCGUAUGCAGGAGCCCCGAAGCCAGGAAUUUUCUCCAUAUGGUCCUUCAGCCAGAUCCAGAGACUCGACCAUCUGCCUUUGAGUGCUUGAGUCACGAGUGGCUUCAGGAUGGAAAUGCCGGGGAGGACACUGAUGAAAUCAACACAAAGAGCUUGAAAGUCUUCAUUUCUAAAAGGAAGUGGCAGCGUUCUUUAACAUCCGUCGGGUCGGUGCUCACACUGAGGCACAUUCCCGAGCUGCUAGAUGCUACACUCAGAGAGACUUCAGUUGCGGUGCCCCGUGAGCCCCAGGAGCACAGCAGCACCUCCCUAAGCAGCGGCUCCUCGUCUGAAUAUGACGAGGCCGACUCCUGGGACUUUUUCCAACACUGCAGCCAGACUGAAGAGGAGGAGGAAACAGAGGAAGAAUAUGAUCCUGUAAUGGGGAGAGCACAAAUUCCUGAGCCUUUUGCCAAAUGUCACCUAGGUGCAGAGGAGGACGAGGAAGGAACUUUAGGGGAGGAUGAGGAUGGAGAGAUGGCAGAAAGGAGGAGUGCUAUAGAGCGCAGCAUGAGCAGGGCAUCGAUUGCAUCUUCAACAACAACAGACCACCAGACUCCUCAGAGGGAACGACGCUUCAGCAAGGAUAGCAGCCGAUCUUUGUAUCUCUCUGACGGGGACGAUGGAUCAGGGAGCGAUGGAGGUCGCAUUCCCAGAGGAAGUGUCAUCCGAAGCACUUUCUACAACACCUCUCAACAGCUUUCCCCUCUGUCUGCCAGACACAUGACUUUAAGGGACAAAUUCCAGGCAAAAAAGCAGGAGAGAGGCCGUAAGCCUCUCAAGAGGAGCUUCUCAGGACGUCUCAACGAGCCUCUGAUUGAAUACGUGGAGGAUGAACUCGAGAGCAACCGUGGGCAGAGGCGAGGAUCCAUCCAGCCCACCAUGCAGAAGUCCUCCUCGUUUGACAGUGGAGUGGGCUUUGCCCACACCAACCUACCCCCACACAGACGGAGCAGGUCUCUUGAUGAGUAUUCCCGUCGAUCUCCCAGCUCAGCCAGCCGUGAAAGGACACAUGAAGUAGAGGCCUCUCAGAGCAAUAGGGAAGAGUUCACAGAUGAAGAAGGAGCUGGGAGACAUUUGCUAAUUGUCCAGAAAGCUCAGGCAGUCUCAGAUAGAAGAGGUUCAGUUGUUCCGACACAAGGGACAUUUAGUUGCUCAUCUGUUCCUUCAGAGUUCCUUGCUGGAGGCAGAAUGAGAUCCAGGCUGGGUCAGGACCAGACAGAAGGAGAUACUUUAACCAGCUCCCAAGGGUCUCUGGCUGAGUCUUUUAUUUUGGAGCAUGGUGGAUCUGAGUCUUCUAGUAGAAUUGGCUCCUUUGAUGAACUGAGUCAUGGUCAAGUAGGAAGAACAUACCGAUCGGGAAUGAGUGAUGGACAUGAUGAACACAGUGAACCCCUGAUCACACCAUCCCCUACCUCAUUUCAGGAAAUGAAACCUAGAAGCUCCGUUCCUCAGGCACCGCCACGUAAUCGUACCCGGUCCAAUCCCAACUUAUCCACAGCCAGCAGAGGUCAGCCAGGGAGGCUCUUAAUGCCGAGUCCGAGUCCAAGCCUCUGCUCUUUGGAAGCUCCUGAGAGGCCUCCAAGGGCCCGGGACAAGAAAGAAGGCUCCGUGCUCCAAAGGCAUGCAUCUGCUCCAGCUCUGGAAGCACGGCCACCAACUGGAAAGUCUCCCAAACUGGGUCUGCUGAACAUCUUCCGCAGGCAGUCCUGGACCGGCCACUCAUACACCCAGCUGGAAAACACAGAGCUGGGACCCACACUGGGAGAAAUCAUGAAGCCAGAUACGCCUACUAUGACUCUGAGGAAGAAGAUGAGAGCUUCAGCCUCCAGCUUGACCAAACUCUUUUCUAGGUCCUCCAGUAAGGAGGAUGUCAGUAAAGGAGGAUCAAUAGUAAAAGGAUCUGCUGCCAUCUCACCUGAGAGAAAACAAACCAGUGGUCUUGAAAGCCCCAAAAAGAGAAGCUCAAAGCUCUUGUCAUCUUUUAAAAUACCAUCAUUCAAAAAGACUAAAGUUCGUCCCAGCAAAGCUGAAGUCUUCCAGUUAGAUGGAGGUGGAGCCCUGCUGGUGUGGAGGCCUGUCCAGUCUGCUGACCCAGUCAAUUACUGUGUGGAAUACUGUACUGAUGGUGGAGAAUGGACAGUCCAGUCAGAUGAGGUGGCAGAGAGCUGCUAUGUGGUGAAGGACUUACCCAAAGGGGCAUCGUAUGUGUUCAGGGUGGGCUGCAUCACAAGCAAAGGAGCAGGACCUUUCAGUGAAGCUUCAGCUCCCUUUGUCAUGUCCACUCAUCCAGAAGCUAUCCGCCUUCCUCUCAUUCAAACUGAAUCACUUGGGUCAAAAGUCACUGGAUCAGAACAUCAAACUGUAAACAGGAACUACAGCUUCCUUUCUGAGAUCCACAGGGGUCGUUUCAGUGUAGUAACCUUGUGCAGAGAUGUGGAGACCAGCCAGGUGUUCGCUGCCAAGUUCACUCCCUACCAGGCUGAGCAGAGACAACUGGUGCUGCGGGAGUACCAGCUGCUAAGGAGGCUUCACCACCCCCACCUGGUUCAGCUGCACGCUGCUUUCAUCACCCCUAGCUAUGUGCUGUUAGUGGAGGAGCUGUGUCCCGGCAAGGAGCUGCUGCACAGUCUGGCUGCAAGAGACCUGUAUGCAGAGACUCAUGUUGCACAGCUGCUGUAUCAGAUUAUGAGCGCGGUGGACUACCUGCACAGCCAUCGAGUCAUCCACCUGGACCUGAAGUCUGACAACAUGCUGGUGGAUGAUGGCAACCACCUAAAGAUCGUUGACUUUGGCUCUGCUCAGUCCUUCAUACCUGGACAGCCUCUUAACAUCGAGCACAUUCACGGCUUCUCAGACAGCCAAGACUGCUGCACAAAAGUCUAUAUUGUCCUUCCUAAAGCUCCAGAAAUCCUCGAGGGUCAGGGUGUGGGGCCGGAGACCGACAUCUGGGCUGUUGGAGUUCUGGCAUUUAUCAUGUAA